AUGAAACGUAACCAGGAAGUGUCGACGGUCACACCGGACAUGACGUCACUGCUGCAGCAGCGUGCACACGGUAGAGCACCCGGGAGCCGAAGCGGAGUGCAGCCAUGUGGCCUCUAGUCUUUACAGCGUUACGGACCUAUGCCCCUUAUGUCACCUUCCCCGUGGCCUUUGUGGUGGGAGCAGUGGGCUACCACCUGGAGUGGUUUAUCCGGGGGACCCCUAAACCCAGAGAGGAGAAGAGCAUCCUGGAGCUGAGGGAGGAGAGGAAGCUGCAGGAACAAGAGGGCAUGGACGGUACCCAGGUGCUCAGCCUGAAAGACAAACUGGAGUUCACACCUAGAGCUGCUCUGAACAGGAACCGACCAGAAAAGAGCUAACCCGUGUUGGUGUGAGGGACAUGCAUUUACCCUCUCUCAGCAGAAGUGCAUUGGGUGCCACGAGGGUGACGCAGAGGGGGGAAAAAACACCCAUAAUUCCCAUUUAACUCAGCCAUACAUCCUCACUCAUGCACCAGCUUGCCUGUGUAAAUAUCUGCUACUUUUUAGAGUUGAGAGGGUAAUUAAAAGGAACCGUAUUUGGUCUUUUAUCAAGUCAAACACAGCGUAUCUGUGCUGUAUGGGAUCAUUUGACCUUCUCCUUGAAGUCACACUAGCUUGUUAAUGCAUUGACCAAUGACUAAAGUAAGAUACUAUAAUUAUAACACAUGAAAUAUUGAGCGUCUGGUUGUUAAAGAUAUUGAACUGAUGACAGGGUUUGAUGGGGAUUGUUCUUUUUUCUGUGUUAUAGGUAUCUAGUUGUGUUAUUAUUACACCAAUGUAUUUGUGUCUCUGCUGUUAAAUCGCACACAAAUGAUGCACAAGAUGUCAAAGAUGAAACACAUUUUCAUGUUCCAAGCCUGUCAAAAAGUAUUUCUCCUUUUAAUCAUUUCUGUAUGUUGAGAAAGGACUGAUUGUGAACAUAAAAGUCAAGGAAAUGA
This is a messenger RNA of Anoplopoma fimbria (sablefish), 976 nucleotides long. RefSeq names its product small integral membrane protein 12 (gene smim12). Lineage: Eukaryota; Metazoa; Chordata; Actinopteri; Perciformes; Anoplopomatidae. Bases 105 to 377 code for a protein of 90 amino acids. The transcript has 2 exons. The record is from RefSeq and is a predicted model, not a curated record.